GAUAUCGAUAUCGGCGAUACUGGUCCAGUAUUUACUUGGUAUCCAAAGCUUGCAGUAUCGCCUACCACUACUAGUUGAUCUCCUUCGUGCUUGCUAUGUUGUACUGUAAAUAAAAGUCAUUUAUGCUCGCCAAAAUAAAGAGCAUCUCAGUUUUUACACCAACUGGUUUCCACCCUGUUGGAUGUUGGUGUUUGUUACAGUGCAAAGUCAUAUUAAAAACCAGUCUCUGGUCAUUUAUAUCUGUGCCAAAUAACAGAAAUGGGUCGAGGCACGGUGGCUAAAUUAAAGUAGUCAGUCUUCCUGGAUGAAACUGCAGAAUUUGUUGCACUGAACCAAAUAAUUCCCACAAGCCAGAGAGAGAAAGGGGGAGGGCUCGUCUUGUUAAACACCCUCCACCCUCCUCCAUUUUUUUCUUAUUUGUGCACUUGUUCCUUUCGAGGCAUCCUCGCCGUGUCGCCUUUUUAAGUUGAGUUGCUGGUAGAGAUUUCCUUCCUUCUGGGAUCUGUUUCAACACCUGUGUCAUAAGGAUACUGUGGAACGCGUAUCAUGGAACACAAAAAGACAGAAGUUCAUAUGAACAAGGUAGCCAAUCUAUUUGAGCACUUGUGAGUCAGCAGAGUGGGACAUUUGCUAACAAAUACAUAAGCACUGGGGAGAGUGUUUUUCCUUUGGCCUCCAAUGGCCUUCGUGCUUGUUUCCCAAGUCCAGGCAUGACUGUCACCCCUAAAAAAAAAAACGAGCAGAGACACACCAAGCCGACGUGAAAGACCAAUGAUGACCAGCGAUGAAGGCCAACUGUUGCGUCACCUCACAUCAGCUUUAUCUGGUCCAGUCAGGUGGAAAAAGUGACACCUGAACACACCGCACAGACUACAGCCAACGGCCAAGCAUAUCCGGUCCAGCUCAGAUGGAUGACGGGGAUGACCUGCGGUCGAGGCACUCCUCUGAGGAUUCACUGGCUUCAUCCGCGACUGAGCCCAUCAACCUAGAAGAUUCCCAUUAUGUUGAGCUGUGGGCGGAGAUGGAGGCGGAUGCCCGGAAUCUGGAGGCAGAGUCCUGGAGCGUGGCUGUGGACCCAAACUAUGUGAAGAGCCUGACCAAAGAGGCUGUAAAUAGACAGGACGUCAUCUAUGAGUUGAUGCAGACAGAGAUGCACCAUGUGCGCACCUUGAAAACCCUUUAUCAUGUCUACAUGCAUGAGUUAAGGCAGCUGAUAGAAGAAGACAGACUUAACAGGCUCUUCCCAGGAGUGAAAGACCUGCUCAGCCUCCACCAGGACUUCCUUAACUGCCUCAAAGCACACCAAAACCAGAGUCAGAAGGAAGGAGGCCCAAACAGCUACCAGAUCACAAAGCUGGGGGAGAUCCUCAUCUCUCAGUUUUCGGGCCAACUGGGAAAACAAAUGAUGGAAUUCUACAGUCUCUUCUGCAGCCAUUACAAUGAAGCCAUCAGCCUCUACAAAGAACAGCUGCAGAACAGCAAGAAGCUGCAGUCUCUUAUUAAGAAAAUAGGUCAGCUGUCGCUAUUGCGAAGGUUGGGAAUCCCUGAAUGUUUUCUCUUGGUGACUCAGCGCAUCACAAAAUAUCCCGUCCUGGUUGAGCGAAUCAUACAGAACACCGAAGCUGACACAGAUGAGUACCAGGCACUGUCACAGGGUUUGACGUUAAUCAGACGCACCAUCUCCCUGGUGAAUGAUCGGGUCAGGGAGUAUGAAAAAGCUGUUCGUCUGAGAGAGAUUGCCCUGCGUCUGGAGCCAAAAUCUCAGGGGCGGAUGAAGGACGGCCAGCUGUUCCGCAGAGAAGAUCUAAUCCAGGACAACAGGUCGCUGCUGCAUGAAGGCACUGUCACCUGGAAGUCCUCUAGUAAACAGAAAGAUAUCAGUGUGCUAGCGGUGCUGCUGACAGAUGUGCUCCUCCUCCUACAAGAGAAAGAUCAGAAGCUUGCAUUUGCUGCUGUGGACAACAAGCCACCAGUGAUCUCCCUUCAAGGGCUGAUAGUUAGGGAAGUGGCCCAUGAAGACAAAGCCAUGUUCCUUAUCUCUGCCUUCACCUCCAGCUUGCCGGAGAUGUAUGAGAUCCGCACGGGCUCCAGAGAGGAACGCAACACCUGGACAGCCCGCAUAUGGAAGGCUGUGUCUGACUGCUGUCCAGACGACGAGCUGUCCCACAAACUGACUGCUAAACUGCAACGGUGUCAAGAUUAUCUAAAGGAGAAGGAUGACCUUAUUAUAGGAAGUCUAGCAGACAAGCAGCAGAUGUUUGCUGAUCUCUACAAGAAUGUGACAGAGCAAGAAUACCCCCACAAAGGGCUGCUGCUCCGGGGAGAUGCGACUGACCUCCAGCAGGGGGAGGCACUGUUCAAGGCAGCCAUGGUAGAGGUGGAAAACCUGCAGAACCUGUUAUUCUCAAGGAUAACAGAGAAAAACCUUUUGGAUGAGAGUGGGCCACUCAGGCAAACUCAGACAUUUGCAGCGGCUGGAAGUGACUCCAACGCAAACACCACCCAAAAUGGAGAUGUACCUGAGAGGCGGCGUAGCAGUGACGGCAGUUUGUUGUACAUCAGUCACACCACCAGUGACCCUCAGCUCCAGGAGGUGUACAGCUCUGCAGGCCUGGAACAGUCUGCUGAUGACAACACACUCCCUGUACCAAACUGUAAUUCAGUCUCCAGUCAUUUCCCUGAGGCAGAGUUGUAUGACAGAGUGAUGUUGCUCGCGCAGAAGCUCUACAGUUUACAGGCAGUCAUUGUCCAGCAGGACAGCCAGAUUGAGCUGCAGCGUGCUUUUCAAUUGGAGAGACAGCAGACCAGCCGCCAUUACAGCUUUGUGCUGCUUGAUCAGGAGAAGCAGCGCAACUUAGAGAAGCAGAAAGAGGAACUUGCCAACUUGCACAGGAUGCAGGCUCAGCAACGAGAGGAGCAGCAACGCUGGGAGAAGGAGAGAGAGCGGCAGAGGAUGCAGAUUGAAGCCCUGGAGGGUCAGCUGCAACAGAGAGAGGAGGAGUGCAGGAAGUGGGAGGAGAAACUCGACGAGGAGAAGGCUGAGCUGGAGAGACAGAAAGAAGACCACCAGCAGAGCCUGGAGAGGCUGAGGGAGUCCAUAAAGUCUGUAGAAAAGGAGAAGGAGCGUCAGACGCAGGAGAGGGAGCGCUUGGAACAGUUACAGGAGAAAAUUAAGAAACACUUGAGCCUGAUAAACCCUGGAUACGCCAACUAUGAGGAUCCCACACAAUACUCGGCUCUCUCCAGUUCCCAGUCAUUCAGUGGAAGUAUGGUGAAUGGAGGUGGAACUCUACCCUACAAACCCCACAUCUUGUACAGCACCACCACCUUUAGUCCCAUGGAAAUUCCUCCAAAGGUCCCACCACGCAAGGAGAGCAUCCUCUCCCCCCCAGCCAAAACUGAGCCGCCCAUCCACCUGAUCAGCACCACCAACCAGGUGCACAAACCUGCGGUCGUGCAGCAGCGGAUCCCCACCAAGCUGGCUACUGUACCCAAGGAAAAGGAGAAAGGCUUCAAGACAAAGAGCUCCCACCAAAGAACACACAGUGCAGCCAAUAUAGAUGUGAAUCAGGUGGUACCCAUCCGAGUGAAGGGAAAAGGAGGAGGAGGAGGCACGCUGAGAGCCAAGAUGGACGCCAGUCCUCAAAGAAUCUACCACUCAGAUACCUUCAGAACAGCUGAAUCUCCCCAGAGUGUGAAAAGCGCUCAGUCAUUCAUUAGGCACAAGAGGAGCAACAGCGAGGCUUCUCCACCAGUGCCACCUCCGUUCCCCAAAGAUGUUCUUGAAAAGGGCAAAGAGAAGGUAAUAUUCCUUUAACCAUAAUCUACAGACUGGAGUUUAGAGAAGGCCUCUGGAACCACAAAGACUUGAACACAUGGAAAGACUAGUGGAGCUUUGAAAAGACGUGGCUUCAUGAUGUCCAUAUGAGUCCAGUGUGAAGAGCCUCGUUACUAUUAUGCCGCUUAAUCCCUGGAAACCAACAGAUAAAAAGCUACGUGAUGGACAUGUUUCAUAAGAGGCCGCUCAAAAGAUGUAAAAAGUUGGGAUUGUUUGUACAUUGGGAAAGAUGUUUUAAAUGAAGAAGCUGCCACAACUCUUCUUGCCAAAGACUUUUUUUCUGAACUUUAUCAUUUUAUCUGAAAUGAAAGUAGGGUUUCUUUAGCACUCGUGUCUUAAGUCUUUUCUUUUUAAUUGAAUGGAUUAUAAAUGCAGUGUGAGGAAGCUAUAGGCAUGCCACAUUUACACCUGUUUGGAUAUGAAGUACCAAGCACAACAUGAAUCGGGUAACCUUGAAAUUAGUACUGUGGACCUGCCUCUCAGUAUCUGUUCUAAUCAGCUGUUCAAUGAACAGUUUGUGGAAGAGUCUGAUUGUUGCAGUGACGAGUCAGCAGGUCCAGUAUUUGUGCGGAGCCUGUAUGUGCACUUCCUGGCUGGAGACGGUGAGCGUUCAUGACAUGACCAUAUCUGCAGGAUUGUUUCAGUUCACAACUAGACAUCUGUUUUUAGCAUAUGAGAAUUCUGAGUGUGAUUCCCUGUUAAAUAAUUUAACCUUAUGUUGUGCAUUGGCUACUGUCACCUUUGGAUUCCAUGUAGAAUAUUGUCCAGUUCCUAAGAAAUGGAGCAUGGAAUUAAAAAAUGGUUGACUUUA
Molecule: messenger RNA, 4649 nt
Organism: Monopterus albus (swamp eel)
Lineage: Eukaryota; Metazoa; Chordata; Actinopteri; Synbranchiformes; Synbranchidae
Gene: arhgef18a
Product: rho/rac guanine nucleotide exchange factor (GEF) 18a
Exons: 23
Coding region: 908-3817 (969 amino acids)
Biological process (GO): regulation of Rho protein signal transduction
Cellular component (GO): plasma membrane
Molecular function (GO): guanyl-nucleotide exchange factor activity
Source: RefSeq, a predicted model, not a curated record